This is a messenger RNA of Triticum dicoccoides, 2717 nucleotides long. RefSeq names its product nuclear intron maturase 3, mitochondrial-like. The record is from RefSeq and is a predicted model, not a curated record. Gene Ontology annotation, molecular function: RNA-directed DNA polymerase activity. Gene Ontology annotation, biological process: homing of group II introns; mitochondrial mRNA processing. NCBI's taxonomy places the organism in Eukaryota, Viridiplantae, Streptophyta, Magnoliopsida, Poales, Poaceae. Gene Ontology annotation, cellular component: mitochondrion. Bases 20 to 2038 code for a protein of 672 amino acids. The transcript is spliced from 4 exons.
CACCUCCGCCGCGCCGCACAUGCUCCCCCGCCUCGCCCGCGCGCACCGCCGCGUCCUCCUCCCCACACGUCGCGCCCUCUCCACCUCCACCACCCCCACCGUCGCCGUGCCGGCGCCGCUCUCCUCCGCGGAGCUCGAGGCGCUGCUCCUCAUCCUCCCCUCCCGCCUCAAGGGCCGCCCGCUCCCGCUCCCGUCCCUCCCGCUCCGCCUCGCCAUGCUCUCCGCGGCCUCCGCCCUCGACGCCGUCUUCGCCCCGCGCGCAGCCACCUUCGCCUACCGUGCCCGCCACGCCGCCAUCCGCUACCUCCGCUCCAUCCCCAACGCCACCUGGUUCUUCCGCGUCGCCAUCCCGCGCCAGCCCUUUGCCACCCGCCACGUCCGUCGCCUUCUCGACGCCAUCUCCGGCAAGGUCGACGACCCCGGGUUCCUGGACUAUCUGCGCGAGAUGUUCCUCUCCGAUGCGAUAGCCUUCGAGCUCGGCGGCUCUGAGCUCUGCCGCGGGCUCCCGCAGGAGUCGGAGCUCACCAUCACGAUGCUGAACAUAUUCUUUGAUCCUGUGGAUAGAGAGGUGAUGGCCAUCCGGGAGGAGGUGCACAAGAAAAAUCCCAGAGUUAAGGAUGACAGCGUUCGGCAUACGCCUGUGAGAGUGUAUGCCGUCCGGUAUCUCGACGAGACGAUGGUUGUGACCUCCGGGUCGAAGAUGCUCACACUUGAGGUCAGAGAUAGGAUCCUCUCAGUGUUUGAGAGGGAUUUGGAGGUGAAGGUUGACAGGUUUGGUAGCUCAGUUCACAGUGCAGCGUCAGAGAAGAUGGAAUUCCUGGGGAUGGAGUUUCAAGCCGUGCCGCCGUCAGUCUUACACCCUCCCAUGUCUGAGAAGGCGAAGAGGGCAAGGAAGAUGUAUCUGAAAAGGAAAGCAGCGGAGGCGCAGGAGCUGAAGAAUGCCCGGGAGACACGGAGGAAGAAGCUUGGGUUGAAGAUACUGAACCACUUGUUCAAGAAGGUGAGGCGUGGGCAUGAGUUUGAGUUUGCCUUCCGAAUUGAGGAUGAAGUGCGGCAGGAGUUCAAGGGUUGGGCAGAGGAGACAGUGGUUGAAUACUUCAAGUCGCAGGAGCAUCGCCGUCAUUGGCACCGAUUGUUCACAUCUGGUGACUUCUUGUCACUGAAUAGGGUGAGGGAUCAGUUGCCAUCAACAUUGGUGGACUCCUAUGACCAAUUACAGGAAACACUCGACAGGUUUUUGAUGCCGAGGAGGGGCCAUGACAUAACUGAGGAUGAGGAGAUGCUAGCAGAGGAGGAGGACGAGAGACAAUAUGAGAAUAGGAUUGUUGAGGACUUGACAGAGUUGAAGAUGAGGGUCAAUGCACCAAUAGAGCUUGUAAGAAAGGCGGUAAAGUUGGCCGGGUUCACAAAUUCCAUGGGACGGCCACGGCCAAUAAAGCUACUUAUCUGUCUGGAUGAUGCAGAUAUCAUCAAAUGGUAUGCUGGUGUGGGGAGGAGGUGGCUAGAUUUUUUCUGCUGCUGUCGGAAUUUCAAGAUGGUCAAGAUUGUUGUGAGUUAUCACUUGAGGUUCUCCUGCUUCUUGACAUUGGCGGAGAAGCAUGAGUGCACCAAGAGGCAAGCAAUUAGCCAUUAUACAAAGGAUUUGAAGGUGACAAAUGAAAAUGGAGUGCCUGAAGUGUACUUUCCAACAGAGAAGGAGAUCAAGAUGAUGGGUGAUAAGAAUCUCUCUGAUCCAAAGCCUGUGGAUGGAGCCUUGACAAUGAUCUUGGUCAGGUUGGCGGUCGAUGACACCUCCCUCCCAUGCCUGGCUCAUUUUUGUGCUGGAACAGACACUGCCCUUUACCGGAUACGUCUUUUGCAGAAUCGACUAAAUGUCGAUCCUUUGAAUGAAAAGAAGUGGGUCCAAGGACUAAGUGCCAUUCAUGAGAGUCUGAACAAGAAAUGCCUCCCACUGUGCUCCAUACAUGCAAGCGAUCUACUUCUUGGCAAGAUUACUCUCCGAGAUAUUGAUUGUACUCAGUUUGUUGAUGUGGUGUGAAAAGAAAAAACAACUUGCAUGAUGCCUAGUUCGAAACACAAAGCUCACAUAAAGAUGCAAUACUGCAGUGCUUGCCAAGUGUAUUUAGUGCUGAUUGCAUUUGGCACUGUACAUGUCCUGGAUAUCCAUCCUGUCAGUGGGUAGAGCAAAUACUGAUUAGUUUUUUUACAGAGGAAUGAUGUGGUAUGCUAGUUUUACCAUUGAAUGUGCAAACUAACUUCAUAUCAGUUUUACUCAGGUCCAAACGGAGUAGAAAAACUGUACUAGAAACAUUUUCCAGGGUAGACAACACGUUGGUGCCUGAAGCCACUCUGCGGGGGCUUGACAAAGGCGGACUGGCAUCAGGUGACUUGCCUCUUGGCAGUCACGGCGUAACAUGCGCCCACCCAUCUGCCGUUCAAAUAAGAUCCAAUGGCACUGAUUGGCCCAAGUGAAAACAAGCCACUUUCUUCCUGAUCGAAAGGCCACCAGCCACUGAAGGCCAAAACUGCCCAAAAACGAUUCAGACUUAACCUUUUUUUCAGGCAUUCGACAGUAGCAACCAUAAAACAACAGCGGCCACAAAUUAGCAAGAUUAGCUAGAUAUAAUUAGCCCACGAGGCUAUAAUCUCCUUUCUUGUAAAUGAUGUAGCCCUGCUGUCCAACGAAUAAAGCAGAUUUAACUGUUAAUUCUUUUUUA